Messenger RNA from Nasonia vitripennis (jewel wasp), 14554 nucleotides. It is a transcript of the gene bchs, whose product is annotated as WD repeat and FYVE domain-containing protein 3. The coding region runs from base 382 to 10692 and encodes 3436 amino acids. The transcript has 43 exons. Gene Ontology annotation, molecular function: protein binding; metal ion binding. NCBI's taxonomy places the organism in Eukaryota, Metazoa, Arthropoda, Insecta, Hymenoptera, Pteromalidae. The record is from RefSeq and is a predicted model, not a curated record.
UGAGAUUGUUGUUGUUUCGUAUUAUAUGCGUGGGUGAACGACAGGAUUGACUGCAGCAGUCGCGCACAGGAUAGUAAUCGCAAGCGCGCAGUUUCGGAGCGGCAGGCAGGCGCGACCUUCGUUGUUGUUGGGCUCUUGGGAAAUAAUAUCUGUAUAGCAGCCUGUUACUGUGCCGCUGCGAAACUACUCUCGGUGUGCGAUUUGUCGCUCUGGCGCAGCUCUUGCCAAAUGCCUGGCUCUGGUGAAAUAUUAUUGGAAAAUGAGAGGCGGAUUUUAAUUAGCCUGAGAGAACUGCUGCCUUGUUCAGGAAGCAGGAAGUGGCUGAGCUGCUGAUGCAGCUGUGAUUCUCUCCUGACAAUGUGUUGAUGAUUAAUUCUAAGAAUGAACAUAAUGCGAAAAUUGAGAGGGGGUAGUGUCAGCAGUAUGACUUCCGCCGGCACUGGGAACCUGGACAACUGUGCAGGGGGUGCAAAUCCACAACACACUGCUCUUGGACUUAUGCACCUGAAAAAACUCUUCUCCGAGUAUACCCAUCCUCCUCAAGCGCUGUCCGAUGCUGAAAAAGAUGACAAGCUGUACAACAUGCUACCGUUGUUUUGCAAGGUGUUUGGAACAAGUCCAUCUGGAGAUAUGAAUGAAAAGUUUUGGGAUAUUCUUGCCUUCACAAAAGAGGUAUCAAAACUCAUGGUCUCUGAGAUACGUCGAAGAGCAAGCAAUCAGAGCACAGAAACAGCAAGUUGUGCAAUUGUGAAAUUUCUUGAGAUUGAAAACAGCGAAGAGUCAAGCAAUGGCUGGAUGUUGCUGUCAGCUCUAAAUUUGUUAGCUGCUGGGGACACAUCAUUAAUUCAAGAAAUGACUACGGCUUCAGUGCCUUCAACUUUAGUCAAAUGCCUCUACCUGUUUUUUGAUUUACCAGAGAUGAAUGAAGAAGAAGCUGAUGUUGCAGAUGCAAAUAGUGAAUUUACACCUCGAGAAAGAAGAAUAUUGUUACAAAAAAUAUUUGUUCAAUUAUUGGUAAGAUUAUGCAGCCAUCCAUACCCAGCAGAGGAAUUGGCACGAAAAGACGAUCUCACUCUACUUUUCUCAGCAAUCACAAGCUGGUGUCCACAGUAUAAUGUUAUGUGGCGUAAAAGUGCCGCCGAAGUAUUAAUGACACUGUCACGACAUGGUCUUACACAAAGUGUAGUAGCAUAUAUUCACAACAAAGGAUGCAUAGGACUUUGUAUUGAAAACAUGCAACGUGUACCUGAAUUAGCGCCAUUAGAAGUCGUUGAAAUGUUUGUGACUGUAUUUUGCUUUUUAAAGGACUCUAGUGAAGUGUCGCAAACCUUAUUAGAUGAUUUUCGCGCUUGCCAGGGUUAUAUAUUUUUAUCAGAGUUUCUCCUAAAGCAUGCCCCAUCUCGGUUAGAACAAGAUGGUAGAGCUGAAGCACAAGAUGCUAUUAGAAACUUGGUAUUGAUGCUAGCAUCAUUGACUAUGUGUGGUCAUACGGAAUUGAAACCAAGUACUGCAAGCAUGGGAUCUUUGUUUCAAAUGCUCAGCUUCACGUUACCCCAACCUAGUAAUAGAGGAGGCAGUGUUCGUAAUAUACAGGCAUUUCAAGUAUUACAAUCAGUGUUUGUAAAGUCCAAUUCUCCUCUUCUCUGCUGUACUAUACUUGAUGCUAUAUCCAGUGUUUAUCACAGUGACAAUGCCAAUUACUUUAUCCUUGAAGGCCAAAAUACUUUGUCCCAGUUUGCAGAGAAAAUUCAUCUUAAGAACUUGGAAAUUCAAGAAAAGUUCUUCCAACUUCUGGAGUUCAUAGUGUUUCAGUUGAACUUUGUGCCUUGCAAAGAACUCAUAUCGUUGUCUAUACUGUUGAAAUCAAAUAAUUCUGUUAGUUGCAGUAUAAUGUGUAUGGAAACUCUUAUUAACAUACUUCGGCAUAAUGUAAUAUUUAAAGAUGUAUACAGAGAAGUUGGAUUAUUAGAAAUAUUUGUAACAUGUCUGCAUAGAUAUGCUACUUUAUUAAAAGAUAAACAAGCUGUACUGGAUCAGGGUCAAGAGUACAAAAUGUGUCCAAAACAAGAAAAAUUAGGAGCUUUGAUAAUGGAAGCAUUGACGUUUUUAUUAGCCGGAAAUGUUCAAAAUGCAAAUGUCUUCAGAGAAUGUGGCGGAGCACGUUGUGCUCACAAUCUUGUACCUUACAUAGACUGCAGAUUCCAAGCUUUAGGAAUCGUUAGAGAACUGAUUCUCAGUGCAGGUGGAGAUGAUGAUAUGGCAACUCUUCUGGGAGUAAUGCACUCUGCUCCGUCGAACGCACUUAUUUUGAAGACGCACAUUUUGAAAUCGCUUCUUGCGUGUCUCCGAGAAUCACAUCGUACAAGAACUGUGUUCCGAAAAGUUGGAGGAUUUGUGUACGUUAUGUCUGUUCUUGUAUCAUUAGAAGGACAACUGGGUCCUCCACCUCCUCAAGGUUCAGAACCGUGCAACGAUAUAACUCAAAGAACACCCCAAGAUGAAGCACAAUUGCUGACAUUAUUACAUAUGGUUUUCCAUACAAUAAGUACUGCAAUGCGCUUUGAACCCGCGAACGCCAAGUUUUUUCAUCACGAGAUAUGUCAAUCAAGUCUCUGUGAUACCCUAAGGCUAUUAGGUUGUUUUACAACUCAAACUAAGCUUGAAGAAACUGAUAUCCCUCUUAACAUGAAUUAUCACAAUACCUGGCUUGCUUUGUUCACUGGAAGUGUACUAGAGCCUGUGUUUCCAAGUGAUCUUCCACCAGUGUUAGGAUAUGCUUGCUUAUUGCUACGUUUAUUAUAUGACGUCGCCCUUGAUGCUUUUGACAAACCAAAUCUUGCUGGAAUGGGAAUGAGAUCUCCAAGUCACAAACAAUCUAGCGUGGAACAUCAGAAAUCAUUGGAUUCUCCGGGAAGUGGAAAAAGAUCGAACGUUAACUCGCUCAAUUUGAGUCCACCAGCGCCAGAACCAAUUAUAGUUCACCCAGGAGUUGUCGUUGGAAUGCUGCAUUUACUUCCAUCAGUUUCUGAUGAAACCGAUCCUGAACUAGCGCUGUCGUUACAAACGUAUGUGGCGGAAGUAAUAAAGAGUUUGGUGCGUUCUGAAAGAAAUCAACAAGUAAUGUGUGAGGCUGGUAUGGCUGGGGAACUUUUGAACAUGGGAAGGCUGGCUCUUCAGGAUGAAACCCAUCCCUUACAUCAACCUCUGCAGUAUAUAAUUGAACGCUUAGCUGCUCAAUCAUUAGAGCCAAGAGAUUUAAGGGAAUUUCUGAGAUUGGGCGAUCCACUGUGCUGUAUUUCUCUGGACGACAUUGAACCAAAAACACCUCGGGGAGGUCCUGUUCCACUGACACGAAUAAAAACGUUGGUGUCAAUGACAACACCAAAGGAUUUCAGAGCACAUGGCUCUUGCACCUUACCUCCAUUCGUUGAGUUCGAUAUGAGCGCAGAAGGUUUUGCAUGUCUUUAUCUGCCUAGUGUUGCUCCUCAGAGCACUACACCACCCACAGUUGUGUCAGCAGACAACAGUGUACUUGGCGGAAUUGGCUCAGGCGAUAGACUGUUUCCUCCACAAACCGGUUUAACUUACAGUACGUGGAUAUGUGUGGAUAAAUUCAGUGAUCCCCGAACCGACGCUCACUGCGUAAGAUUGUUAACACUGGUUCGUAAUCCUCCCUCUGGCAGAGAUUUAAUGUGUUUGACGGCUGUUCUUAGCGCACGCGAUAAAGCUAUAGUCGUGUCAACUCAAGAAACAGCUCUACCACAGAAUGUUGGAGAAUGGGAACCUGAAGGGACUGGCGAGUGUGGAGCCCGAGUUUGGUGUCCAGAUUUAUUACACGAAGGACAAUGGCAUCACAUUGCUAUAGUCCUAAAUCGCGCAGUUUUAAAGAAUUCCAGUUUUUCGUUAUAUUUAGAUGGACAACAUAUUCACAGCCAAAAGCUUCAUUAUAUCACACAAACUCCUGGCGGUGGUGCAGCAAAUUUAACAGUUGCAUCACCGGUAUAUGGUUAUAUCGGUACACCUCCAUGCUGGCGACGAUACUCAAGACUGACGUGGAAACAAGGUCCAUGUCAUCUAGUAGAAGAAGUGUUCAAUCAACAAAAUAUAGCCAAUUUGUUUAAGUUAGGUCCGCACUAUAUGGGAAGCUUACAAGCACCACAACUUCCCGGUUCAGAACCGUUACCUUCUCUCGUCGCAGAGGAAAAAGUAGUUUUCGGUUUAAAUGCCAAAGCAAUGUCACAAUUAACUCUUGCAAAAAUUAGAAAAGUUUAUAGUAGAGCAGAUAACAAAUCAAUUGCCAAACAGCUCGGUAUGUCGUCUCACGAAAAUGCAACACCAAUUAGAGUAUUGCACAAUUCGGCUGGACAUUUAAGUGGUCCAGCAAGAGCUUUAGGAGGUGUUGUAGUUGGCUACCUAGGAGUUAGAGUUUUCAAUCCAAGACCCGUUGCAAUCAUGGUUGACAAUGUUGGCGGUUGCUCCGUUUUACUUGGAAUGAUUGCCAUGGCUCAAGAUGUCGAGUCACUUUAUGCUGCUGUUAAGGCACUAGUGUGCGUCGUUCGUUCCAAUCAAGCAGCUCAGCAAGAAAUGGACAGACGUAGAGGAUAUCAAACAUUAGCAAUGUUACUUAGACGAAAAUGUCCUCUUUUAAACUCUCACAUUCUACAUUUAACGUUUAGUUUAGUUGGCACUGUAGACAGCGGCAGAGAAACAAGUGCUAUUCCUAACGUGACAGCAUUUCAAGAUUUGCUGUGCGAUUUACAAGUGUGGCAUGAAGCACCUGGCGACCUGUUAAGAUCGCUCUUAGAGCACUUAUACGAACUUAUAGCUGAAUCUAGCGAAAAGCGUACAAAUCUCCGUCUUAUGAGAGAUUUACAGCUUGUUCACAAGCUACUCCAUAUCUUAAGUGAUGUUAAACAAAAUACUACAAGACAAGUACUAUUAGCUCUACUUAGCAUAUUAUUAGGUCAACCGCGACAAGCUGAUUUGUUGUGGUUUGGCCAGUUCAUAGUAGCUACCCUGCCUCUAAGUUCAGAGAAAAAUCUAGUUUUAAGAGAAGGCGAAGGAAGCAAAGAAGGAGAAGGAGAAAGUAUUCUUCUACGUAAUCGUUGCCUACAACUACUCCACUCUCUUCUAUUUAAUGGUUCUAAAAUUAACGCAAAUAUGUGCGAGGAAAUAUCGAAAGUAUUAGGAUUGGAUUGGGUGCUAUUGUUCCUCCAACCUGGACUUCAUAGCACCACGGUUGUCUGGGGUUUAAGAAUUCUAGUCGCUGUUUGCUCAGUGCAACCAAUUUUGCAAAAAUUCAAGGAAGGAACUAGUAAUGGUGGUUGGUUGCGCCAUACUGAUCAUAAUAAAAUGGCUAUGGCUUUAGGAUAUUAUCAACAAAUGAGCGGCGGAGAAACGAAAACCACAGGCUUACACGUGCCUGGAUUUCAACAUUUGGGAUGGUUACUACCACAACAUGUCGAUCUUGUUCCUGAAUUAUACUUUUUAUUUAUUGCCCUCAUGAUGGGACAGCCAAUAAAAUUACUGCCUGCUGAUUCUAAACUUGACCUGGACAAUGUUUGGAAUUUCAUGUUUGGUGUACCAGCAAAUUAUUCACUAUCUUCAUUUGCAUCUCGGAUAAAUUUGUGCCCUGAAGCUAUUGUCACGCUUUUAACGAUGGUGCGAACCAUGGUCAACACAUGUUCAACGAGCGUGGAUACUCUACCCGAGUGGCUUAGUGAUUAUCCAGUGACGAUAAUCCAAUUUUUGUUCUUCCUAUAUCACAAUUUUACAGAUUUCAUGCAGUUAUUCAUGAGUGCAGAGGUGCUAGGAGCUUUAGCUGGAACACUCUUUCCAAAGCCUAAUAAUUCUAGUGUAGAUAGCAGUGGUGCUAGCACUCCUGCAGAUGAACAAGAGCCAGUAUUAGUAAAAUCUCCUUCUAAAGAUGUUGGACUGACAAAUCAUCCAGUGCGCAAGUUCGUAAUGGACUUUUUGAGAGUUAUCGUUGUAGACUCUCUUUCUUUACCAGUAUCGACGAAAUCACCGCCAGCUAUCGAUCUUGUUCUGGACGCAUGGCCAGAGCACGCAUCUACAAAUCAGCAAACACAUUAUCAAACUGAAGUUUUAUCGAUCUUAAUGGAACAUCUAUUGGCAGCUGACGUUCUUAUUGGCGAACAAGCAGCUUUGCCGGUAGUACCUGGGGGUUCUGCCAACAACAUUACUAGUAAUGUUUGUUAUGUAACAGCUAGAAUUGUUGAUAAAUUAUGGCAAGGGUCAUUAACUAAAGAUCCACACGAAAUAUUUGAUUUUAUUGUCAAAUUAAUUGGACAAGCUAAAAGAAGACCAGGUGCUGUUAGUAUGGAAGGUCUUCAUCAUUGUUUGAAUAGAUCUAUUCUAUUUUUACUAUCACGUUCUACGGAUUCGAUAGCCGAUCAAAUGGCAGUUUUGGAAGCUUUGCAUAAACUCACGACCCAUAGAUUGCUUGUAUUUGGUGCUGGAAAUCAUGAGUUAGAAUUCAUUGGUUGCUUAACAUACUGUCUAUUACAAUUAACGGCUGAUAUUAAAAUAAUGUUGGAUACCAAUAUGAAAACUACAUGGCACGUGAAUCCACAAAUUGAGUCUAGUGAUGAUCGACUCACAUCUCAUCAAGGACACAAUCUAAUGGCGGUUGCUGCUACACGUGUCUGGGAAGAAUUAUAUGUAUGCAAGAAACCUGCUAUAGAGGAAGUUUUCAAAGUAACUCUGCAGCCGCCAGUAGGAAAUGAAAGAGCACCAGAUCUAUCAGUCGUUCGUGAACAAGUUCAUGAAGUAGCACAAAGACUUUGGAUGAACUAUGUGGUUUCUGAAAGGAAAGCUCCAUAUAGAGCUCCAUGGGAACUUCACAACCAGAUUCAGUCUGCAAUUAAUAAUAAAAUACAAAAAGUCACUGGAGGUUUAACGAGAUUAGCUAGUCGGACAAAAGUCAGAAAAGAGGAGUCUGUUAAAGUUAAAUUAAGAUUGCAUUACAGUACUGUAGUACAAUGGACGGAACAAAACGUAGCAUUAGUAAGAGAGUUAGCAGCUAGCCGAAAACUGCAGUAUCAGCAAACUUAUCAACAUACGCAACGUUACGUUUAUCAAGAGUGGUUACAAACUGAGACAGAACUCACAAGAGAACGUGGUUUAUGGGGACCACCAACACCUACAGUACUUGAUAAAUGGAUGCUUGAUAUGACUGAGGGUCCAUGUAGAAUGCGAAAGAAAAUGAUGAAAAACGAAUUAUUUUAUAUACAUUAUCCUUAUAGACCUGAACUGGAACAUCCGGAUAAUAAACAACUGAAGUACAAAGUAGCAUCGAGCCUGGAUAGCAAAGAAUAUUAUUUAAAACAAUUAGGAAACGCCUCUGGAAUGUUUGAACGAGAACGAGACCCGGUAAUUGACGACACGCCUCUGAAUAUGAACGAAACAUCCACGGAGAGUGAACCGCCAAUGGUUCCAUGCACAUUGGAAAGACAUGCUAGUGAACCUGAUGAAACUAUAGAAGAUACUGAACAAGAAGAAGAAAACAACCAAGGCAUUCCAGACAACCAGACUCUUCUGCGAUUGUUAGAAGAACAUGAAAAAAUAAGUCACAUGUUUAGAUGUGCAAGAAUACAGGGUUUAGAUACAACAGAGGGGCUUUUAUUAUUUGGAAAAGAGCAUUUUUAUGUCAUUGAUGGUUUUACAUUAUUAAAGUCUAGAGAAAUUCGUGAUAUUGAAAGCUUACCUGAUGCUUAUGAGCCUAUUUUGCCUUCACCUGGUUCACCAAGACGCUCUCGUGCAAUGAGACAAUGUUCUAAAUUUAAUUACGAGGAUAUCAGAGAGGUUCAUAAAAGAAGAUACUUGUUGCAACCAAUGGCACUCGAAGUAUUCAGCGGAGAUGGUCGUAACUAUUUGCUAGCUUUUCCAAGAAAAGUGCGCAAUAAAGUUUAUCAAAGAUUUAUGACUUUUGCCACUGCCAUUGCUGACAGUGCUCAGCAAUCUGUCGCUGGACAGAAGAGAACCGCUAAUGUUGAACAGGCGACUGGGUUACUUUCAAGUCUCAUUGGUGAAACUUCAGUUACACAACGAUGGGUGAGAGGCGAGAUAUCGAAUUUUCAGUAUCUAAUGCAUUUAAAUACGUUAGCGGGUCGAAGUUACAACGAUUUGAUGCAGUAUCCAAUUUUCCCAUGGAUUCUCGCAGAUUAUGACAGCGAGGAACUUGAGCUGUCGGAUCCAGCUACUUUCAGAGAUUUCAGUAAACCUAUGGGGGCUCAAAGUUCUGAUAGACUACUACAAUUCAGGAAAAGAUACAAAGAGUGGGACGACCCACAUGGAGAAACUCCACCAUAUCACUAUGGAACUCAUUACUCUUCAGCUAUGAUAGUGUGCUCAUAUUUAGUUAGAAUGGAACCAUUUACCCAGCAUUUUUUGAGACUGCAGGGAGGUCAUUUUGACUUAGCAGAUAGGAUGUUUAAUAGCAUUAAAGAAGCAUGGCUAUCAGCAUCAAAACACAAUAUGGCUGAUGUCAAAGAACUCAUUCCAGAAUUCUUUUACUUACCAGAAUUCCUUGUUAAUUCGAACAAUUUUGAUUUGGGUUCCAAGCAAAGUGGUGUCCAACUCGGAGAUAUCGUUCUUCCACCAUGGGCAAAGCAAGAUCCUCGCGAAUUUAUCAGAGGUCACCGACUGGCAUUAGAGUGUGAUUAUGUAUCUCAACAUCUUCAUCAAUGGAUUGAUUUGAUUUUUGGAUAUAAGCAAAACGGCCCUGCUGCAGUGGAUGCCGUCAAUGUCUUCCAUCAUCUAUUUUAUGAAGGAAACGUUGACAUUUACAACAUUGAUGAUCCUUUGAAAAAAAAUGCGACAAUCGGUUUCAUAAACAAUUUUGGCCAAAUCCCAAAACAACUUUUCAAAAAGCCUCACCCAGCUAAAAAAAUGACUCAAAGGACCAGUGUAAUAGAUCCUGGCCCAAUCACGCCUGGCCUAAGUAUAACGACCUCCGACCGGCUAUUUUUCCAUAACUUAGAUAAUCUGAAGCCUUCUCUUCAACCAAUUAAAGAAUUAAAAGGGCCUGUUGGUCAGAUCUUACAUGUUGAUAAGGCAGUGCUAGCUGUUGAACAAAACAAAACUCUAAUACCUCCAUCAUACAAUAAAUAUGUCGCUUGGGGCUUUGCUGAUCAUUCUUUAAGAGUUGGUAACUAUGACAGUGACAAAGCUAUCUUUGUUUGCGAGACAAUGAUGCAAAGCAGUGGGGAAAUCGUAGCAUGCGUGUGCCCAUCUUCAAAAUUAAUAGUAACUGCUGGUACCAGUUCUGUUGUGACAGUGUGGGAGUAUGCGAAACGACAAAUUUCAAUUAAACAGUGCCUAUACGGCCACACGGAUGCUGUUACGUGCCUCGCCUCAAGUCCUGCAUACAACGUCAUUGUAUCUGGUUCUAGAGAUGGUACUGCUAUUAUUUGGGAUCUUUCACGGUGUUUGUUUGUUCGACAACUAAGAGGGCAUGCCGGACCAGUUGCCGCCGUUGCAAUAAACGAUUUAACGGGUGACAUUGCUACUUGUGCAGCGACAUGGUUACAUGUGUGGAGUAUAAAUGGAGAAGAAUUGGCCAGCGUAAAUACUUGCGUUGGAAGAGCGGAUAGAAUGCAACAGAUAUUGUGUGUAGCUUUUAGCCAAACUCAUGAAUGGGAUUCCCAAAAUGUUAUAAUGACAGGGUCUACUGAUGGUGUAGCACGAAUGUGGUCAAUGGACUAUGUACAAGUACCAGCUGAAGAAGAGAAGCCAGAAGAGGUUGAUGCUAAUAAAGAUAAAAAGGAUGAACAAGUGAAAGAAGAAGAUAAAAAGGAGACCACAAAGAAACGCGUCCAUGAACUUGUUAAACAAAUGAGUAUAUCAACUGAAGGAUCAGGUACGUUGGCAAAGAGCGGCUCUGAAAGUAGUCUGUCAGAGACUGAAAAUGCAAAAGAAGCAGCAAGAUCCCAUGAAGAGAAAGAGGAAUGUUCCGAUAAUGAGUCCAGUAAUGGAUCUGUCAACAAACUUUCUCCUCAAAGUAAUGCAUCUACUGUUGUACUGAGAAGAAAGAGUCGCGGUAAUCCAUUGUUUAGAAAGAGUGAAGGCGGAGGACGUGCUGAUAGUGAAGGAACUCAAGUCAGUGAAACCACUAAUACUACUGUUGAUUCUGAAACUGCAAUGAGAACUAGCAAAAGUGACACCAGCCUUACUGAUAGCUUUGUUGUAGUGACAGAAGCUGACACUAAGCCUAAACGAAUGAAUCCACAAAAUAUCUUACGAGAAGGUUUUAAAUGGCAAAGGCAAUUGGUUUUCAGAAGCAAAUUGACCAUGCACACUGCCUAUGAUCGAAAGGAUAAUGCAGAGCCUGCGUCAAUCACAGCAUUGGCAGUAUCAAGGGAUCAUCGAACGGUAUAUGUUGGAGACACGCGAGGACGUGUUUUUUCUUGGAGUGUUUGUGAGCAACCUGGCCGAACUGUCGCGGAUCAUUGGUUAAAAGAUGAGGGAGCCGAUUCAUGCGUCGGAUGUGGAGUCAAAUUUAAUCUUUAUGAAAGAAGACAUCAUUGCCGUAACUGUGGACAAGUAUUUUGUUCAAAAUGCAGCAGAUUUGAAUCUAAGAUUUCGAGAUUAGGUAUUUUAAAACCAGUGCGGGUGUGUCAAGGAUGUUACUCAACGCUGCGUACCCAGCAUUCAACAGAGAGUAGCAAUUAAUGGGGCGAUGCUAUCACCAAUUGCAAUAUACGUGAGACAAUUUAGAUAAAGGGUUAAGAUGAUUUGUACAUAGGCAUAAGAUGAUGAAAUUGAGUUUUCUUAUUUGAAGUUUUUUUCAGUGAACAAGUCGAUAGAUCUGUCACGCGUUUAUUCCUCGUGUAAAUAUUUGUUGCUGCAGCUUGAAUUUAUUGAAGUUUUCUGACAGAUUUCUCGAUAAAUGCGAAAUUUUUAUGUGCAAAUUGAGCAAUUCAUUAUUGCAACAAAUGGACAUUAUACAGAAAGUAAAAAUCGAGUAGGCACUGAAAAACUCAGUAAUCCAUUACUUUUUGUAAUACAAUUUUAUACUAGUCUGCUUUGUGGUGAAACUUUUUCUUCUAUAAGAUUCACACUUGUUGUAACAACCAAAAGAGACGUUAAUCAUUAUUUAUCUGUGAUUUUUACUUUCCACACACGCGCAAACUUGCGUGUGUUGGAACUUGAUAAAAGUGAUUUUUAUUUUACAUAUAUAGUUAUAUAUAGAAUCCAUUAAAGAUAGUUUUUAUCCAAUUGUAAAACACGUUAGCGUACAUUUACAGAUUUUUUACUUUUGUUGAUUGAAGACUAGGAAUUUUACUUUACAUUAUACAUAAUUUCAUAAAUAUCAAGUCUCUUUGAUUUACGCCACAAGGAAGACGCGACACAAAUAAAUAAAAUAUAGAUGUACAAUUUUUAUUUAAAUAAUCAAGAGGAAUAGUGCAACAAAAGAAAAUGUAUUUUACACAAAUUCCACAACAAAGUAGAGCUUUUAAGAAACUAUGUAUCAAUGCAAAGAUAGAGAUUAUCAUGAAAAAACACGCAGUGAAGAAAUGUUUUGUGUCAACCUUGAGGCUUAAUAAGUAUAGAGUAUAUUAAACACUAUAAUAGACAAUACCGUAUCUUCAUAGGAAAAUCGCGAACCAUAGUUUCUAAUAGUGACACCACGAACAAUGAAGAUUGUAAAAGAGAUCACUCACAUACAAUUGUUUACAAGUUAGAAUAGAAAACAGAUUUACGAGUAUAUAAAGUCUGUAAAAUGAGAACUCUUGCUUGUCUCAUUGCAAGAGAAACCAUAUGAAUUUAACGAUUAAAAAGUGCUAAUGACAUGGUUGGGUGCAAUAUAUUUUGUGUAAAACAUAGGAUGACUUCAGACGAGAUUCGGUCCUAAGUAUUCGUCGAUACCGCGAUGGAUUGUUCUUUUAAUGUAACAAAGGCGAUAAGUCAAUUGAGAAAUGUUCCAGUUUUGAGGCACAAAUUUUUAAGUAUUAAGUUUUCCAAAUGAAGCGAGAAAGGCGUAAUAGAAAUUCGAACUGUAAAUUCAACCACUGUGCUGAUUGAAAAGUACGUAUAUAUGUGAAACUUUAGAGAAAAGUUUGACGUCAGUGUUUGAAUAUUCCAAUUGAUAAAAUAUGUAGAUAUGUGCAAAUCAUUACAGACGCAACUUGUAAUCAUUGUUCAUAAAAUGUGAAAACUGAAGGAGUAUAGAAAAGUAUUUCCACGCUUGAAUUCGGGGCAUAUCUGUUGCUUCUAAAAUUUUAAAUCAAUAUAUAUCAUUUCAUAUGUAAUGAUUAUAAUAUGGUAAACUCUGGAACAGAUUAUUUACUAUCUUAAAGCUUAUAAUCGUUACAGCCUUGUAUUGUUAGUUCUAAAUCUUUAUCUUUUAAAUUCAAAAUUUGAUUAUUCCUCCGGAUGCUAUCCGGAUCUCUUAAUAAUUUAAAAAUUGGAAAUUAAAUAUAAAACAGAAGCAAGUAACUCAGUCAUUUUAACACUUGCAUAAAUAUACAAUAAUAAAGAUACUUGAGUACGCGGAAUAUGUUUUUUUGUAUUUAUGUGCAUCAAUAUUAUUUCUCCAUAGCCGCAUAUUGCAAAUGAAGGAGAUUAUAUAAAUUGUAUUUUCAAUUAUUGGUAAUGAAAAUUAAUCGAGAUUUUAUAUUUCUUUGAAGAUUAGCAAAUCUUGCAAAGUAAAUAAGCGUCGAUUUCAAAUCAACAUCAACGUCUUAUCUUAUAACGCACUAAAGUUUUUUAAGUCAGUAUUCUUGGCGUUGAUCUGGCUUCCUCGAAAAAAUUAUGAAUUUGACUGAGCCACGUACAACUUGUUUUUCCUUGUCUCUUCGAGUAUGCAAUUUUCUGAAAUGAACUUCAAAAUUUCCGAUCGUUGUUAAUGUUAUAAUCGAAUGCAUAUUGAAAAUUGUAGAAUAAUAAUUUGAUUCGCCGUUUUUAUAUAAAUAUGACAGUUUUACUGGAAAUCCACUUUUGAAAUGAUAACAACAUUGAGAUGAUAAAAAAUGUAUCAAAAGGCACAAAAAUAGUUUCUAGUCAAAUGUCAUUGCGUUAAACUGUCAUUGAGCAUUGAUUUACUAUGAGGUAUACAUAAAUUAUCUACAUUAAUAAUCGAAUAUAACUUUUUAUUAAUUAUUAUAUUAUUGUAUUGUUUAGCAGUAUUAUUUAAGAUUGCGUUCAUAUAUUAUUUGUACAUAUAUAAACUUUAUAUAAGACGAUCUUUUUGUAUACAAUUUACUGUACAUUUUUUCCAUAUGAGUGAAAACGUUAUUUAGUCCAGUGUAUCAUGGCGGACUCUUUGUAUUUUAAUGUAAAAGUGCGGUAAAUCAAUCGUUGGCUGUGCUGCAAUUAUUCUGGACACGCGAAAAUCUUACCUACCUUCUCUAAACUCAUUACUAAAAUGAGAAGAAUAAGACUUGCAAACCUUUAUAUAACUAAUCAAGUUCCACUUAAUUUAAGGGAUUAUACCUAUGAAAUUCACUUCGAAUCCCAUUCUUUUGCUUUUUCACUUUCAAUCUCGAGUCAACUUCUUGCGUCAAAGCCGAGAAUAUUUUAAGUUUAACUUCCUUUAUCAAUCUGUAUUGACAAAGAGGAGGCUGUUUUAAACUUUGCAUAAUUUCUCAUUUUUGUCGAAGAAGUUUGUUAUUUAGUAUAAAAAAUAAAAUGGUUUUUGCAUAAUAUGAAUACUGCCAGACAAUGAAGCAAAGUAGUACUUUUGUUACGAACACGAUAACAGUAAAAUUUACGCGUAUUUUACAAAUUCGGAUUAUUCAAUAUUAGAGAUAAGUGCUUGCAAAAAUGGUCUCCUCUUCCGAACAAAUUAUUGGAAAUAAAAAAUUAUCAUAUGGCUUUACGUGAAGUUCGAAUCUGAAGGACUGUAAUUUAAGUGUGAUUAAAGUAUUAAAGAAUGGUGUAAAAGUUCAUAUACCUAUAAGUAACCAUAAUUUCAUCUAUAUGACGACAGCCGGUAUGUCCACUUGAUUGGAUUUGAUAGACAAAUCAUAUAAAGAAAGAAGCUAAAUGUUCAAUAUUCUGAUCGAAAACUGUAAAUACAAGUACAGCAAUGCCUUAGCGAAUGUUUAAUAACGAACAAAUCUCAACAGAUAAGAGAUUGUAAGUAGUGGCAUUUGACACAUUACUGCAAGAUUUUGCAUUAAACAUCCGCGAAGGGAUCAAUUGUAAGCAAACAGCAUCUAAAGCUCAUUGCAAAGCUAUGAAAAACGAAUUGCAUAGUCUUUAGAAAAUUAUACAUAUAAUAUAAUGAUAUACAUAACAUGAUACCAGUGCUCUUGGUGUGAAUGGUACUUUUGACUGAUAAAGGCCCUUUAAUUGAUAUGUAUGUGAGCACAUUCACGACCUCAUUAUAGUUAAAAAGAAAUAAUUAUAUAUACAUACACGUAAACGAACACAGGUACACAUGCCGAAAAAAUUGUCAUUUACAUUGUAUGUAGAUAGACCUGUCGUACUAUAGUAAAUGCUUGGAAGACAUUGUAUAGUAGAUGUUGGUCAAUAAUACAUAAAUAUAUAUACAUAUAUUAUAUAAAAAUUAUACUGAAUGGACAAAAAA